CCCGCGUGCAAAAAGCGGUCAGCACUUAGUCGUAUUCUAUUUGCAACGAGUCAGGUAACUGGUUAGCCAUGGUGCUAUUGAAGAUCUGCUUAGUUUUAUGUUUUCUUCACAACAUGCAGUUGACGUCGACGGCAGCUGCCGUAUCAGAAGGAGACGUUCGACUUGUCAAUGGACGUACUUCACAUGAGGGCAGAGUGGAAAUCUAUCACAAUGGUCAGUGGGGAACAGUGUGCGAUGACGAUUGGGAUUUGCUCGAUGCGGAUGUGGUGUGUAAGCAACUGGGUUACACUGGCGCUAGUCAGUACGCUUCUGAGGCAUUUUACGGACAAGGCAGCGGGACAAUAUGGAUGGACGACGUUGCGUGCAGAUCGUCAAAUUUUCGUCUGGAAUCUUGCAGUUUCUCAGGUUGGGGCAUAGAAAACUGCGACCACUCGGAAGAUGCGGGUGUGAUCUGCGCAGCUGCCGUAUCAGAAGGAGACGUUCGACUUGUCAAUGGACGUACUUCACAUGAGGGCAGAGUGGAAAUCUAUCACAAUGGUCAGUGGGGAACGGUGUGCGAUGACGAAUGGGAUUUGCUCGAUGCGGAUGUGGUGUGUAAGCAACUGGGUUACACUGGCGCUAGUCAGUACGCUUCUGAGGCAUUUUACGGACAAGGCAGCGGGAAAAUAUGGAUGGACGACGUUAGGUGCAGAUCGUCGAAUUUACGUCUGGGAUCUUGCAGUUUCUCAGGUUGGGGCAUAGAAAACUGCGACCACUCGGAAGAUGCGGGUGUGAUCUGCGACCAUUUACCCGAUUAUCCCACUACUGACGCAGUGACAACAUCUACUCCAUCAUCAUCCAAGACGGUCACUCGCUCCUACUAUCCAACAGCAGUUGCCGUAUCAGAAGGAGACGUUCGACUUGUCAAUGGACAUACUUCAUAUAGUGGCAGGGUGGAAAUCUAUCACAAUGGUCAGUGGGGAACAGUAUGCGAUAACGGUUGGGAUUUAACCGAUGCGAAUGUGGUGUGUAAGCAACUGGGUUACACUGGCGCUCGUCAUUACACUUCUGGGGCAUCUUACGGACAAGGCAGCGGGAAAAUAUGGAUGGACAGAGUUGGAUGCAGAUCGUGGGAUUCACGUUUGGGAUCUUGCAGAUUCACAGGUUGGAACAAUAACAACUGCGACCACUCGAAAGAUGCGGGCGUGAGCUGCGACGCUUUAUCCGAUUAUCCCACUACUGACGCAGUGACAACAUCCGCAUCCACAACGGUCAGUCGCCCCUGCUAUCCAACAGAGUCCUAUCGUGCCGACGGAAGUGUGAGACUUGCUGACGGGUACUCUCCAAAUGAAGGUCGAGUGGAAAUAUAUCACAAUGCUGAAUGGGGAACAGUAUGCUAUGACUUGUGGACUUCAACUAACGGACUAGUGGUUUGUAAGCAACUGGGAUACAAAUACCACGUCAGGAGCUAUACGCUAUCUAAUAGACCAGGUAGUGGGAGAGUAUGGAUGGACAAUGUGGCAUGCAGUGGAAGCGACUUAAGAUUGCAGGAUUGCUCAUUUGCUGGUUGGGGACAUCACAAUUGUGAUCCUAACGAAGACGUAAGAGUAAUGUGUGAUGCAUCUGAAGGUGAUAUUCGACUUGUUCAUGGAUAUAAUGCCAUCGAUGGAAGGGUUGAAAUUUAUCACAGAGGGGAGUGGGGAGCCGUGUGCAGAGAAGGUUGGGAUAAUACUGAUGCGAACGUGGUGUGUAAGCAAUUGGGUUACACUGGCGCUAAUAGUGUCGCUACUGGCUCGUUAUUCGGACCAGGCUGCGGAAGAAUAUGGUUAAACAAUGUGGCGUGCGAUCCGUGGGAUUUACGUUUAGAGCACUGCUCUAGACCCUUUUCAAGAUGGGGCGUUUCCAACUGCGAUGAUUCUGGAUAUGCGGGUGUGAUCUGCGAAGAAUCCAUCUCUGAUACGCCAUCUUACCCUACUGGCUGGUGGUGGUGGACAACAUCUGCAGCAACGCCUAUAAAAGAUGACAAAUCAGUAUCAACUACAACAGUUUAUAUUGCUACAGUCUCUGCAAUAUCGGCUGUAGUUAUAUCUAUAGUUGUUAUUAUUAUAAUCGUCGCUAUCCGGGCAAGAGGCAGACCAGCUGUUAUACGAACACCUGCGACGACAUCAAUAGGACAACCAUCGCAUGUUCAGUCGGUAACGAUUAUUCCUUCUGCGCCUCCGGAAGAGACAUAUCCCUGUGCUCACUUCAAUUCUAAUGAAUCGGGAGCUCCACCUCCGUACGAGACGUCGAUUGCCUAUCCAACCGCUAGUUCAGGCGAAAGUGAACUUUGAUGGAAGGUCGUUAACGGCUCAGCGUGUGAUGCAUCUAAUGACAUUGAUUGUAACUAUGACUGUGACUAUGACGGAGACUAGCGCUCGUAGUUAUAACGGUGUAAAGUGUGCAUUUGUAUUCUAGCGAAAAUAAUAGUAAACGGUUGAUUUUCCAAACACGAUUGGCUUGCGACGCAUGCGCGUCAGUUUCUAUCACA
This is a messenger RNA of Corticium candelabrum, 2509 nucleotides long. RefSeq names its product scavenger receptor cysteine-rich domain-containing group B protein-like. Lineage: Eukaryota; Metazoa; Porifera; Homoscleromorpha; Homosclerophorida; Plakinidae. Gene Ontology annotation, cellular component: membrane. The coding region runs from base 69 to 2312 and encodes 747 amino acids. The transcript has 15 exons. The record is from RefSeq and is a predicted model, not a curated record.